This is a messenger RNA of Setaria italica (foxtail millet), 672 nucleotides long. Its product is annotated as zinc finger BED domain-containing protein RICESLEEPER 2-like. The transcript has 6 exons. Bases 1 to 672 code for a protein of 223 amino acids. The record is from RefSeq and is a predicted model, not a curated record. NCBI's taxonomy places the organism in Eukaryota, Viridiplantae, Streptophyta, Magnoliopsida, Poales, Poaceae.
AUGAUAAUUCUGCAUGAGUAUCCUUUGAGCAUGGUAGACCAUGCUGGUUUUCGGAGGUUUGCAAGUGCACUUCAGCCACUAUUCAAGAUGGGUACUAGGAAUACAAUAAGGAAGGAUAUUGUGAUGCAAUAUGAGAUGGAGAGGAAAAAAGCAAUUGAAUAUAUGGCUAGUAUUGAUUCAAUGGUGGCCAUAACUUCUGACUUGUGGACGUCUGACAACCAAAAAAGGGGCUAUAUGGCAGUCACAGCCCAUUUCAUUGAUGAAUCUUGGACUUUGAGAAACAUUAUCAUGAGGUUCAUCUAUGUACCAGCUCCUCACACAUCUGAAGUGAUUGCUGAAGAACUAUAUGAGUCCUUGGUUGAUUGGAACCUUGAUGAGAAAAUAUCCACAAUUACCCUUGACAACUGCACAACUAACGAUGCGGCAAUCCCUUAUCUGGAUGGUCUAGAACAUAUUAAAACUGCUAUUGAGAAUAUCCGUGAAAGUGUGGCUUAUUGGACAGCAACACCAAAAAGGAUAGAGAAGUUUGAGGAGAUAGCUAAGUUUGUUAAGUUGACAACAAGGAAAAAGGAGCAGCCACCUUCUGGUCUUGCCUCCAAGAUAUUCAAGAGGGUCUCCAGGAACUUGAACUUUGAGCAAAGCAAGUUGUCUGUUGUCUCCAACUCCAAGUGA